This is a messenger RNA of Rhineura floridana, 1239 nucleotides long. RefSeq names its product ketohexokinase (gene KHK). The coding region runs from base 91 to 987 and encodes 298 amino acids. Gene Ontology annotation, molecular function: ketohexokinase activity. The record is from RefSeq and is a predicted model, not a curated record. NCBI's taxonomy places the organism in Eukaryota, Metazoa, Chordata, Lepidosauria, Squamata, Rhineuridae. The transcript has 8 exons. Gene Ontology annotation, biological process: fructose metabolic process.
UUGCUGCGACUGCGGGGCGCGGAGGGACCGCGGAGCGCAGGAGCGUCGCGGCAAAGCAGGCAGCGAGCCUGGGAAGCGGCUCCACCGUCCAUGGGGGAGAAGCGGAUCCUGUGCGUCGGCCUCGUGUGCCUGGACAUCAUCAGCGUGGUGGACCAUUACCCGGCGGAGGACACGGACACCAGGUGCCUGGCGCAGCGCUGGCAGCGAGGGGGCAAUGCUUCCAACACGUGCACCGUCCUGGCCCUGCUGGGCGCCCCCUGCGCUUUCAUGGGCUCGCUCGCGCCCGGCAACGCUGCAGACUUUGUCCGUGAGGAUUUCCAGCGCUACGAGGUGGACCUCACCCACAUGGCCAUGCACCCAGCGUGUGCCUUGCCCAUCUCAGUGGUGAUCAGCAACUCGACCAACGGCACUCGCACCAUCCUGCACGCUGCAAGCAACCUGCCAGACGUGACAGCAGCUGAUUUUGAGCAAGUCAACCUGUCUCAAUACAAGUGGAUCCAUUGGGAGGGCAGGAAUGCCUCGGAACAGGUGAAGAUGAUUCAGCGUGUGGAGGAGCAUAACCGAACCUGCCCAGCAGCUGAGCGUGUGGCCACGUCGGUGGAAGUGGAGAAGCCACGGCCAGAGCUGUAUCAGCUCUUUGGCUACGGAGAUGUGGUCUUUGUCAGCAAAGAUGUGGCCAAGGAUUGGGGCUUCCACUCGGCCCCGGAAGCGGUCAAGGGGCUCCGCAGGCAUCUGAAGCCAGGAGCCACCUUGAUCUGUGCUUGGGCUGAGGCUGGGGCUGAGGCGAUGGGACCGGAUGGAUUGCUGGUGCACUCGGACGCCUUCUCCCCUGACGCGGUCGUGGACACACUGGGGGCUGGAGACACCUUCAAUGCUGCUGUGAUCCUUGCCCUGAGCAGGGGGAGACCCCUCCCCGAGGCACUGACCUGCGGGUGCCAGGUGGCUGGCCGGAAGUGUGGGGUGCACGGCUACGAUGGGAUUGUGUGAGCUGCAUGCUGGGAGCCGCGUCUGUCAGGUCUGGGAGCCUCCACUGAGCGAUGGACCAAAUUCCCACCACCACCACACACAGUUAUGCCUCCUCAACCAGGGGUGCCAGAUGGGAUGGCCCAGCCAGGCUCUCUGCCCCGCCUGUCCUGUGUGGCAUGUCUGGGCUGGGGGUGGAGAGAGACUUGCCUGUGUGGCCACGUUGCAAGUGAAGAUCAAUAAAGAGUUUGGACCUGCUGGUUGCUGCUUGCUCUG